Messenger RNA from Trypanosoma theileri, 1104 nucleotides. RefSeq lists its product as uncharacterized. Lineage: Eukaryota; Euglenozoa; Kinetoplastea; Trypanosomatida; Trypanosomatidae. The record is from RefSeq and is a predicted model, not a curated record. Bases 1 to 1104 code for a protein of 367 amino acids. The transcript has a single exon.
AUGACUGGUGGUGUUCACGUCAGAGCAGCUGCUGCUGUCCGCACCGCCGUGCUGUGGGUGUCGCUCUGUAUGCUUCUGCAGCACCUGGGCCACCACCCGCAGUUCACGGCAGAAGCGGAGGGAAGUGUUCAAGUUAACAUUAAGCGGUAUUUCACAAUUCCUAACAGUAAGUUCGCAAGUGCUGGUGGGAGUGUCACUCCCCGUAUUUCGGCUACACUGUGUAGUGUGGAUGGUGGAUCCCUCGUUUCCGGUCAGUCAGCUGCUGCACAAGAUGCUAUUACUGUCGAACUGAGGAAGGCAUUUCCAAAUACUGAUGAUCCGGUACACACGUACAUGGGUGGUGAUUCAACGUACAGUAUUUACACUGAACCUGACCCAAGCAAGAAGUGCAAAAAAGGGUUUUAUGGUGCUUCACUUAAUUGUAUCUACCGAUGGAACAUCGGGGUGUUUGCAAGCGAAACUGUUGACGGUUACGGUGUUCCAUUUUACCGUGGCUCGUAUUAUACUCUUCCCGGUAGAGGACCAGUGAAUGGGUACACGGCGUUCUGGUCUUCAGGCUACCCCAGACAAGGUGAGUCUUAUAUGGUCUCUCGGUACUGGAAAUUUGUGUCGCCCAUAGCAAAGUGGUAUGAUAGCGCAAUUGACUCAAUGUUGAAUCCAAACACACCUCGUGAUUCCUUUAUUGCUGUUUGUGAAGUUCAAGAUGGCCUGGUCGGAAAUACCUCAUUCCCACCAGCAGAAUCAGAGACAACAUGGAUCCAAAGUCAUUGGUAUGUUCCUCUGAUCAUUGCUGUGGUUGUGCUGGCAGCUAUCAUUGGACUGAUUAUACUCUGUUGUUGUCUUGGUGGCCGUAACGAAGAGAAGUACCUACACCCAAUGGUCAUUAGAGAGGUCAGCAAUGAACCGCUACGUGCACGUGAAAUCACUGACGACGGUGUUGUUGAUGUUGGUUAUAAUAAUCAGUUUCACGACCGAAGUGUAUCCAUGGUUCCAUCAGAACCGAUGCCAAUGGAAAAAAUGGAAUCUGCGAAUGUAUCGGUGUACUCGGUGGCAGAGAACGAUGUUUACGGUGAUGGAGAUGUAUUCUCGGAGGGCAAUCGAUAA